GAAGAAACCGGUGGUGGUCUUCUUCCAUUAAAGCCCGUUGCCACUUUCUUCUCCUCCUCACUGCCCCUCCUCCCUUCCACUGCCACCACCCCUCCUCCAUCCACCACCACCACCUCCCCUUCCUCCACCAUCACCAGUACCAUCAUCUGUUCCUCAGCCCCUCACACUUUCCCACUUCCAUUUGAACAAACAGCUUGGAAAAUAAAAAAUCCAAUCGUGAUUAGACCAUUAUCAGUCUCAGAAACAGAUAAAAAUUCUGGUUGUGUGACUCUGUGAGGGAGGGAGAAAGAGGGAUUUAUUCAACAAAACAGAAACACACAAAAAAUCUCUCUCUCUCUCUCUCUGCUUGUGUGUGUGACCAAGAAAGUAGAGUGUACAUAAAUGGCUGACAACGUGAAGAAUACCAAAACCAAGAAACUGUCCAUCAAUCUAUCCCUUUUCACUUUUUCCAGUUCUGAAACCCCAACAACAAAAUUACCAGUCAAAUCUCCCAGGAACUUUGAAGAGCCAAACGGGGUUGUUGGCCUUGGUAUUCUUGCAGCUUUGAAGGAUGAGUAUUGUUCUCAAGAUCCCUUUUUUAAGAGGGCUGCAAUUCUUGCAAUCUCACCAAGAUCGUUAUCAAAUCCAAUCUCAAUUCUCAGCAACAAAAUGUUCACUUCUUUGUCAUCAGCUAAAAGUAGUAGUGAUAAAAGCACUACUAUUAAUACUGGCAGUGUUACUAAGAGGAGGCUAAGUAUUGAAGAAAUGGAGUUGUGUGAGGAGUAUACUUGUGUGAUAUCUCAUGUUGGGGAUAAUCAAAUCAAGAAAAAAGAGUACUUUGAUGAUGGUGGUAUCUUGGGUAAUAGAAAUAGUACUGAUGCUGUCAUUAGCAACGCUGAGAAUAUCAGUAAUGCUAGUAUCGGUCACUGGGUGAGUUCUGAGGUGGUUUCUGCUUCCUCUGCAGUUAGUCAUGCUGGUGAAGUCCCAGUAGCAGCUUUUCCGUAUGCUGAGUUUCUCAAUUCUUGCUUUCUUUGCAAAAAACAGCUUCAUGGGCUGGACAUUUUCAUGUACAGAGGAGAGAAGGCAUUUUGCAGCGCCGAGUGUCGAUAUCAGCAGAUCUCCAUCGACGAACACAAAGAAAAGUGUGUUUCUGGAACGGUGAAGCCCCUCGAGUACUCGGCCUCGCCAUGCUCCGGUCCGAUGCAGUUUUUUGCUGGUGUGGCUGCAGCUUAAGUAGUUCCAUGGCACCUAUACAUAUGAUAUAGAUAAAUGAACCUAAUAGUGAUGGUGCAGAAAACCAACUUGAAAUAAACUUGUUUCUUUCUCAUAAGAAGAAAAGAAACUCUCUGUUUUGGUGGGGAUUAAAGAGGCAUAUGAUAUAUAUAUAUAUAUAUAUAUAUCUGCUUGUAUGAACAUAAAACCAAUGAAGUAUCUAAAAGUAUAGAUAUUUUGUAAGGGAAUAUGUAAAGGGGGAGAGGAUGUAUAACCAACCUAUAGGUGAAAGGACAUUGGAUAUUUGAAUCUUCUAAAUAUUAUAGAUGUGUUUAAUGAGCAGUAGCAAAUAGGAAUGGAUAGAAUUAUGAUAUGAAUUGCAGUAAUUUAGCUGGAUCA
Messenger RNA from Coffea eugenioides, 1590 nucleotides. RefSeq names its product FCS-Like Zinc finger 10-like. The coding region runs from base 382 to 1212 and encodes 276 amino acids. The transcript has 2 exons. The record is from RefSeq and is a predicted model, not a curated record. Lineage: Eukaryota; Viridiplantae; Streptophyta; Magnoliopsida; Gentianales; Rubiaceae.